Messenger RNA from Pelobates cultripes (western spadefoot toad), 159 nucleotides. NCBI's taxonomy places the organism in Eukaryota, Metazoa, Chordata, Amphibia, Anura, Pelobatidae. The record is from the annotation of a GenBank genome assembly.
AUGACAGGUCGCUACAUGACAUGUCACACUGUAGGAGACAUUAAAGUAGACCAGAGAAACCGGGCCCAAGCGAGGCCUGAGGCUAUGCAGAGAGCAGGGAAGUUCCAGCACUUAACACAGUCCCCGCCGUGUGAUGCACACUAUUACGCGGCCGACGAA